AUGGCAUCCACUUCCGGGCCGGCCUCGCUCGAGGAAGCGGCGUUGGCCUCCCUUGGUAACUACUCCCCCGAGCAGCUCCAGAUGGCCGAGACGGCACUCCGUGCAGUGCUUAUGGAGAAGGUGCAGGCCCUUGCGGCGGCGCACGGCGAUGCCUUCAUCCAGGGCCUGGUGCAGAAGGAGAUCGCCAGGACCAAAAAGAUGGAGACGGAGCUGGCGAGCAUGAAGAAGAGGCUGGGCGUGCAGGAGCGCUUCGUGGACAGCGUGCGGAUGGACGUGCGCAAGGUCAAGGCGCAGGAGGAGAAGUCCAAGUACAUCUGCCAAAACCUGCAAGAGACGGCGAGGAAGCGAGAGCAACUGACGGAGAAGAUGCAGCCUGAGAUGGAGGCCUACCGCAGCGAUGUGCGGGAGCGUGUGAGCCAAAAUGUGCAGAGCAUCUGGGCAGAGUGCGAGAAGCGCCGCGAGCGCGUCGAGACAGUCGAGGCGGAGGUGAAGGAGCUCGAGGCGAGGCUGGGGCACAGAAAGGAAACGUUCGAGCAAAACUUUGCGGAGUUCCAGGAUGGACUGAAGGGGCGCACGACGGAGUACCAGGAGCUCAUCGUCGCCUACCAGGAGGCAACCAAGGAUGUGGGACUGAUCGAGGCGCAGCUCAUGCUGGUGCGGCGUGAGCGCCAAUCGGUGGAGGUGACGCGGGCGGCCCUGCAGCAGCAGCUUGAGGUGUACGAGAAACAGUUCGAAGGGUUUGCCGACUCUGUCAUGAAGCCGGAGGAUGUCGAGGCUCUCGCAAGGCGCCAACACGAUCAGGCGCAGAUGCGCAUCACCGAGUUAGAGGCCGAAAAGGCCAAUGUGCACCAGCAGCGCCUUCAGAUGGACAAGGAGUUGACGGACCUGCGCGCCAAGCACGCGUCACUGAAGCGCGAGAUGCAGCAGCUGGAGAGGGCAAAGGCGGCGGCGGAGAAGAAGUGCCGCCAAGCCCAGCAGACCCGACAGGCGAAGAAGUAG
Molecule: messenger RNA, 999 nt
Organism: Leishmania mexicana MHOM/GT/2001/U1103
Lineage: Eukaryota; Euglenozoa; Kinetoplastea; Trypanosomatida; Trypanosomatidae
Exons: 1
Coding region: 1-999 (332 amino acids)
Molecular function (GO): syntaxin binding
Source: RefSeq, a predicted model, not a curated record